Drosophila nasuta is the source of this 1410-nucleotide messenger RNA. RefSeq names its product large ribosomal subunit protein P1-like. Gene Ontology annotation, biological process: cytoplasmic translation. Gene Ontology annotation, cellular component: cytosolic large ribosomal subunit. Gene Ontology annotation, molecular function: protein kinase activator activity; ribonucleoprotein complex binding; structural constituent of ribosome. Bases 195 to 410 code for a protein of 71 amino acids. Lineage: Eukaryota; Metazoa; Arthropoda; Insecta; Diptera; Drosophilidae. The record is from RefSeq and is a predicted model, not a curated record. The transcript is spliced from 2 exons.
AUACAAAUUACACUAAUUUUUGAAAAUCAUUCUGUUUCUAGUUUUCGAUGAUUUCAAUCGCUUACUUAUCAAAUUUGAAAAACCUGAGUUGCAAUGGAAAUGGGGCAUUACAUAUUCACAUAAAAAAUAUCAAAUUUGAAAAUAUUAAUUUUUGGCAACUUGCACCAAAUAUUAAUUAAGCUUACAGUACAACAAUGACCACUAAAUCUGCGCUCGCAUGCGCCAAAGCCUUGGAGGGCAUCAACGACAAGGACCUGAUCAGCAACAUUGGCUCCGGCGUUGGUGCUGCCCCAGCUGGCGGUGCUGCUGCCUCUGACGCUCCCGCCGCUGAGGCCAAGAAGGAAGAGAAGAAGAAGAAGGAGGAGUCUGAUGUGUCUGACGAUGACAUGGGCUUCGGUCUCUUCGUUUAAGAAGCAAGCACUUGUAACAUACCUAAGCAACAUCAACAUCCCCUGCGUAUAUAAAGUAAAGUUUUAUCUUUCCUCAACUUUUUCGUACACGUUUUAAUGUACAAAGAAUGCGGCGUGGAAAUAUAAUUGUUUACUUAAUUAUAAUGAUUUGGCAGCUUCCUAGUCAUCGAGGUGAUCAAUAUCUAACGUAUUUGGCGUUAAGAGCAUGGGCUCGCUGCAGGUUGACUCAUCCACUAAUGAAGAUAGUGAACCAUUCAUUUUUGAGCCUGCUAAGUCCACCUGUUGCUCGUCAUCAUCCACCCCUCCACCAUGCGACCGUUGCAAUGAUGAAAGUAACGGGUCGUGUCCACCAGAAGAAUCACACUCAUUGAGCAUAUUAAAUGGAGACGCUGGUGCUCUCCUCGCCUUGAUUGAAGACUAGAGUGUUUUCGACACCGUCAAAUCACUCCAUUAUUCAAUUGUUCUUAACUAAGCUGCUGAAUAGCUGUUGCCUUCGGUCCAAACCUAUUGCAACAUUGUUGUAACUGUGUUGAAAUAGGGGAAUGCGGUGACGAUAGCAAAUGGCUACAUUGAGAGCAUUGGAUCUCCUCCCUGUACAGGAUGUUUACAAUCUUCCAUCAUCAGCUCAUCAAUUUGAUUUAAGCCCAUGUUACGAUCGUUACUAAUUAAUGGAAUCUGUAAAAAUAUAGGCAAAUUUGUAUUAUUACAUGUUACCAUUAUUAUUAUUAACUCGCAGCUUCGCCCGCGUUACAUUUUUGUGGUUAAAGAUAAUACUAUAUAUAGUAUCGUGAACCUAAUAAUUGACUUCGGUUUGGAUGUCUCUUACUGCUACACGUCUGAAGACUAUUUUAAUCUUUUAAAUAUAAAAUAAAAAUAUAAUAAAAAAAUUGUUUCAACUAGAUACGUUAACAUUUAAAAUGGAUUAUAACAAGUAAGAAAGUUACAGUCGAGUGUGCUCUACCCAUUUUAAAUAAAAACAAAAUAAUGCACUAUUAUUUUC